CUGGAACUGAGACACGGUCCAGACUCCUACGGGAGGCAGCAGUGGGGAAUAUUGCACAAUGGGCGCAAGCCUGAUGCAGCCAUGCCGCGUGUAUGA
Messenger RNA from Anisakis simplex (herring worm), 96 nucleotides. NCBI's taxonomy places the organism in Eukaryota, Metazoa, Nematoda, Chromadorea, Rhabditida, Anisakidae. The record is from the annotation of a GenBank genome assembly.